UCGCAAGAGGACGCGAGUGUGCGCGCGUCAGCUCCGUCUUCAGUCGUUCCAACGUUGUUUACCAUCGGUCUGUUCCCGGUUCGAUAACGCGAGCUAUGCACUCCGGUCAGUGACGAACGCAGCGAUGUCGAUCGAGGCGACCGCAUAAAAGGCCAGGGAGCCGGGUGGAUUCACGUCGACAACACACUUUCUCGGCCCUGUGUUUCCUCCACUCGUUGGCGCCACUCCCCUCGCGGAUCCCUCUCGCUGCCCUUCUCGGCUCGGCCUCGAGCAACGAGGAACGAGCAACGAGACUCGUCUCAUCCCUGCCCCUACUCCCGCCGAUCAUCCGUCCUUCUGUCCUGCCUGCCAGCCUUCCGGCCUGCCAGCCUUCCUGGCUGCCAGCCUUCUUCCCUGCCAGCUUACCUAGCAGCCUUCUUUUCCUUUCUUCCUCCCUCAAGAAUCAGUCCCUCUCGGAAUCGCGGUGUGCGCGCUUUACCAUCGUGCGGAAUACACGCGUGCGCGCUUCACGGCCUCUCCCACGGACGUCUUCUUUCGUAUUUUUCACUUGUCUAUUCUGUGUUGUUCCGCGGCUUGUCGUACAUUGUGCACCAGUCGAUACGAUCCAGCCGACAGGCUUAUGUCAGCUACCGAACCGCCGCGUGUGUCUCGUCUGCGCGCGGACCAGCGAUCCGAUAAAGGAUCAGUGAAUCGGUGAUCCUACGAGAAACCAGCGUACAAACAUGGCCACGCGUAACCGGCAAUUGGGAUAGUGGUUGCCCCCGGAUCGGCAUAUUUCACCAGCGUCGAGGCUACUAGUUUACCGAUCGAGCCGACUUUGGAUCAUCUUGACGUUCCGAAUUCGGCGGCGUUCCCGGUGCCGCUUCGGUUUCCGCGGCUUGUGCGCGGAGAAGGCCGGCAAGUGGAUCGUUGGACGGUGACGAACGCCGAGGCAUUGUUGUUCGCGUCGUUCCUUCGGCACCCUCUACCUCUCUCUGCGACCUCCUCUAGGUUUCUAGGUUUGCUCAACGGUCGCGAUCGUACGCGAGCGUUUUGGCAGCGUGUUCGGCUGCGGGGGUGUCUCUCGUGUCGUGGCGACCGCGAUCGCGGUAAAUCUGCCAAAAUUCGGGUGAAGAACAAAGAACCGUUGCCAUCCUACGCGAUGGAAAUGAGCGAUGAAUACCAGGACAUGGCCAACCCCGGCGGAGGGGUGGCAAUGGCCAAUAUGCCCAUCGCCCAUCACCGACAUACGCCUGAUAGCCCCCUGUCGCAUCAGGAGGAGGAUUUGUCGGAUCCGGACCUCCAGGAUGAGGAGAGUGGGGAGGAGUUGCCACAACAGCCACUGCAGGGCAACCCGCACUCCUCGGACAAUGGGUCCAUACCGGCCAACGCUCCUACUCCAUUAACACACUUGAACAGCUUGAUGAGCACACACCAUCCGCACUUUCUGGCGAAGCUCAAAAUGGAGAACGAUGUAGACGUGUUGAACAACAAAAGUGGCUUGGAAGCGCUACAAGCGGCAAUGGGUGGCAGUGGGUUCAAUUUGCCCUUCUCGUUCCCGCCGCCAACGGCGUUCCUAACCCCGCAGCACCACUCGCAGAACAAUCAUGCUCAGUCGGCCGUUAUGGGCGGCGGUGUGGGCAAUAAUCAGAUGACAUCGUCGGCCAGUUCGCAUUCCAGCGAAUCGUCGCAGGGCAGCGCGAGGAACGGCGGCGAGCCUCGGGAGACCAGCAAUCACGCGCAGAACAACACGACGGGAACGAAUCACCAACAGCAGACCAGCUGGAGCUUCGAAGAGCAGUUCAAACAGGUGCGUCAGUUGUACGAAAUCAACGAUGACCCGAAGAGGAAGGAGUUCCUCGACGACCUCUUCAGCUACAUGCAGAAACGAGGCACACCGAUCAACCGGCUGCCGAUCAUGGCAAAAUCGGUGCUGGAUCUGUACGAGCUUUACAACCUGGUGAUCGCCCGAGGCGGGCUUGUCGACGUAAUUAACAAGAAGCUCUGGCAGGAAAUCAUCAAGGGCCUCCACCUGCCAUCGAGCAUAACUUCCGCUGCGUUCACUCUGCGCACUCAGUACAUGAAGUAUCUGUAUCCCUACGAGUGCGAGAAGAGACGUCUAUCAACGCCAGCGGAAUUGCAAGCAGCGAUCGACGGAAAUCGUCGAGAAGGUAGACGUAGCAGCUACGGUGCUUAUGGGGGUGGUAGCAGUGCAGCCGAGUUGGUGCAGCGAAAUCCGCAUGCACCUAACACGCUCGCGUUGCAUGCGCAAUUGUCGCCCCUGUCUCUGGUGACUGCUGUGGCAACGGCCGGCCCACACCAUGCACAGCAGGCAUUGGUGAACGGAAGCGCAGCGCAUACUCCAUUGCCACACCAUCCUCAUCAUCCUCAGCACCCUCAGGGAUCUCUGGGGCAAUCGUCGAAUGCCGGUUGGUUAAGGCCUAUUCCCGGAAUGGCACCUUCCGAGUUCGAGGCACGUAUGGUGGAAUACGUGAAACUGCUGAACAAAGAGCUGAGAAGCGCUAGCGCGGGCACUCCGCCCCCCUUAAUCCCCCGGCAGGGGAGCGCGUCACCCCGUCCGAUCACGCCUCCGAGGGAUGGCACUUUUAGCGCACUGGAAAUGUCCCGCAUCACCCUGUGGAACAUGUACAACAACAAUAACACCCUCUAUCCCGGUGUGGGACAUCAGCCGUCCUUGUCGCCGCAAGCGUCGCACUCACCGUUACCGCCCGCAUCCAGCCCGGAGCCACAGAGGGAAGCCCUCGACCUUGGGCUCAGAUCGUCGCCCGUGUCCCCGUCACAGGCAAGACAAACUUCGCCCGCAUUGGGCAGCAGCCAGCAAGUUAGAAAGGACCCGGAAUUAAACGAGAUGUCCGGACCUACCCCGGCUAAGAGACUGCUCGCAGAGGACGACAUCGCCAUAGAUAAGUCCGCCCAAGGCACGCACAUUAAAAUUUCCAAUCGAGGUGACGGAAGAAACGGUGACAAUUCCUUGGUGGUCAGCAUGGAGCUGAACGGCGUAAUGUACCAAGGUGUAUUGUUCGCCCAGACAGACAGCAGAAGCACUGCGGCCACCAACAGCACCGCAAAAGCUUCCCGCAGCAUAGUUUCGUGAACGAGCACAGAAACAACGAGCAGCCUACCCACGAUGUCCUUCAAUACUUCAUCCAUUCGUAUUUGCGACUAGAACGUUCAAAUUUUAUGACUAUGGUGUUCGCAACUGUAUGAAAACAAUUUCAGAUUCAUUUCAAAUCGUUUCGGGUUCCAUCGACGAGGAAAGAACCGUCAACCAGGCCGCUGCCGAUCGAAGAAGUCUUCGAGGGAUCAGAUUUAGUCUUUCGGAGGUUUUAGAGAUUUUCGUUUAUCACGAUUUCUCGAACGGUUCAACACAGCGACAAUGGUCGACCUGUUCUUUCUAAUUUCCGCGUAAUUCGCAAGUCCGAAAUUCUGUUCAAAAAAUGUGGACACGUGCGUAAGCGACCACGCUCAGGCGUGAAUGAGUG
This is a messenger RNA of Megalopta genalis, 3482 nucleotides long. It is a transcript of the gene retn, whose product is annotated as retained. Gene Ontology annotation, molecular function: DNA binding. Gene Ontology annotation, cellular component: nucleus. The record is from RefSeq and is a predicted model, not a curated record. Lineage: Eukaryota; Metazoa; Arthropoda; Insecta; Hymenoptera; Halictidae. Gene Ontology annotation, biological process: regulation of transcription by RNA polymerase II.